AUGGCAAACCCACAAAAAGACCGCGUCCUUCUAGCCGCCAUCGGCGACGAGGACUCAGUGACAGGCCUCCUACUCGCGGGCAUCGGGCACAUGGACACCAAAUCCAAGCCCAACUUCCUCGUCGUCGACUCCAAAACACCCUUACCCAAAGUCGAAGAAACGUUUCAGGAGUUCACGUCCCGCAAGGACAUUGCGAUCAUCCUGAUUACGCAGCAGGUCGCGGAUGAGAUUAGGCAUUUGUUGGACGACUAUGAGCAGGCGUUUCCAACUGUGUUGGAGAUUCCGAGUAAGGAUAGGCCUUAUGAUCCGUCGAAGGACUCGGUUUUGAAACGCGUGCAAAGACUCUUCGGCGAAGGAUCAUAA
Molecule: messenger RNA, 363 nt
Organism: Fimicolochytrium jonesii
Lineage: Eukaryota; Fungi; Chytridiomycota; Chytridiomycetes; Spizellomycetales; Powellomycetaceae
Product: ATPase, V1 complex, subunit F
Exons: 3
Coding region: 1-363 (120 amino acids)
Biological process (GO): proton transmembrane transport
Cellular component (GO): proton-transporting V-type ATPase, V1 domain; fungal-type vacuole membrane
Molecular function (GO): proton-transporting ATPase activity, rotational mechanism
Source: RefSeq, a predicted model, not a curated record